Peronospora matthiolae is the source of this 246-nucleotide messenger RNA. Lineage: Eukaryota; Oomycota; Peronosporomycetes; Peronosporales; Peronosporaceae. The record is from the annotation of a GenBank genome assembly.
AUGCAUCGCUCAGCGGUGUCGAUCACGCUUUCCAAAGGAGAUCACUGGAUGGCAUGGCUAGCCAAGAUUCGACCCUCGUACCGCAUCCCAGAACCUGACGCCAUCGCCGGGCGACUACUCAGCAACGAGUACAUGGUCAGUCAAAAGGAGGCGAUCCGGGUGAUCGUCAUGUUCAAAUUCAUUUGCGUGACGCUCGAUGGACCGACGAACAACGCGGGAGGGCAGGUCCUUCACAUGAUGGCGUGA